Molecule: messenger RNA, 1041 nt
Organism: Hyaloperonospora brassicae
Lineage: Eukaryota; Oomycota; Peronosporomycetes; Peronosporales; Peronosporaceae
Source: the annotation of a GenBank genome assembly
AUGCUCCUGCCCCUGCACCAGCUCCGCAAGCGCUACGCGUGGGCGCCGUACCGUCAACUGCGUCGCGGCGCUAUAGUCGGCCUCCUCGUCGCUCUCGCGCUCCUGUUCCUUUUCUUCUCCCGCUCGUCAUUGCCGCCGCCGUCUCCAGAGGUCGUCUCUUCCCCACCUGACGUCGACCCGACGCACUCUGUGGACGCGUUCGUGGCACCGGAAGACGUCAGAAGCGUCGAACGGAACGCAGAAGGAGUAGAAAACGAAGCAGACGAAACGAAAGAGGCCGUUCGGGACGCGAUAGCAGCGGUUGAAGCCGACGUGAGGGCGUCGGAGACUCUGACGAACGCGCCGCUGGGGCUGCGACUGCUGCUGCCGCUGGUCGCGGGCUUUUGCUUCGGGUUUUUAGGCUCUGUACCCAUUGCUGGACCCACGUCGGCGAUGGUACUGAAGUUGGGCAUUCAGGGCAAAUACGCGGCAGGUCUGACGAUCGCAGUGGGCGGCGCUAUCGCUGAAGCGACCUAUGCUGGUGUUGCGUUCUGGGGGUUUGGCAGCUUCUUGGCGGGUGCUAAGUUUCUACUUCCAGUGUCCAAAGUGCUUGGAGCGAUCAUGUUCACGCUGAUUGGGUUGGUGUUUCUGAAGGCAGACAUGACGCCGUCGCUCGACCCGGAUGUCGAGGCUUCUCACGGUAAAUCGACGCAACGACCACAGACAGAAGUUUUAAAAAACGUCCUGAUGGGACUUACAAUGUCCGGGAUCAAUCCAGCGCUGCUUGCGUCUUAUACUGGCGCGAUUGCAUCAGUGUAUGGCACCGGCAUGCUCGAGUUCACACUAUCCCUGGCCAUUGUGUUUGCUCUCGGCGUUUCUUGUGGUGUAUCGACAUGGUUUUACUUGCUACUCUCCCUUCUGAAAAAGUACAAGCAGCGCCUGAACAACCACACCAUCGACUCACUAAUGCGUGGCCUGGGCUGUUUUCUGCUCGCACUAGGCAUCUUGUGCGCAAAGUCAUCGGUGGAUUACUUUUUGUCGCCGCCACCAGACGCCAAGUAG